AUGUCGUUUGAGUCAACUCUAGAGCAAGGCGAUGUGGAGAUGCUCGACGCGAGCUCUGACGAGGAGGUAGUCGAAAUCGCGGAGGAGGAGCUCCUAGCAGACAAGUAUAGACAGUUGAAAGAGCGCUUUGGUUUCUUCGGCGACAAGUAUGCGCCUGAAGAACUAGAUGAGCUAGACUGGAAUCGGGAUGUGGUGGAUCGGGCACGCCGAAUACUAGGGGACCCGAAUUUUCCGCAUCUUCUUCUUGUAGGACCAGCUGGCAGUGGAAAAAAGACACGUACUUUUCAGAAAAUAUUUGUUGUGUCGUCGUAUUCCGUUGCUCAAAAGAACAGGGCACCGACAUCGACUACGACAUCACACGUUACUCCCACAUCUCGAUUGAUUCAAAGUGCUUACUUAACACGAAUCAUGCAUUUAGUUAUUGGAUUAUAAACACUGAUAUUCUAAUUUAAGAAACAGAACAGGUGUGCUGGCACUGCUGCGAUCGCUGUUCGGCACUGCGCACGUAGAUAACAGCAGUGUCGUCGAGGAAAAGAUAAAUGGUGUCGAAGUCCGCUAUGUUACAUCGCCAGUACACACGGAGCUAGACGUUUCUGGAAUGGUCGGGUCGCGCGAUAGCAAAGUGGUUUCUCAUCUCCUCGAGGCUGGGGAGCACAACGUUGCCGGAUUUCGGGUUUUUGUGGUUUACAAUGCGCACCUCCUAUCAAUGGAUGCGCAAAGUGCUCUGCGUCGGACGAUGGAGUCGGUGGCGAAAAAAGGCCGAAAAGUGUUCUUGGUUUGCCAGGACGCACAGGGCAUCAUCGACCCCAUACAAGGCAGGUGUACGCGCUUACGACUAGCAGCACCAGACAACGCGACGAUCGUGCGCAUUUUAACAACCGUGGCGGAACGUAUCAAUUUGUUUACAUUUUCGCUCGUUUACAUUUUCGUGUAACUGUACACGAGGUGAAACUCUUUUGUUAUAACGCAGGAUUUUAGCCCUGCCGAUUCUUGAAAAGUAACAGUAGCCAUCCUGAACAGAUAAAAUUUCGCGAGAAAAAAUUAUUGCUGGCGACUUUCAUCGGAUACAGAUUCGGCACAAAUAGAUACUUUAUAACAAAAAAAAUCGAAGAAUGAUUCGUUCCCAGGUGAGCGUCUCGACAAUUUGGUGGAUUUGAAAUAUAACCCGGAGACGCUUUCUGAAUUAUUUCAGAGUAUAGCGGUCGAGUCGCGUGGAGACAUGAAGAAGGCCAUUUGGAUGCUACAGGCGAGUUUCGCGAAGAAAAGAGGACAGGAGAAGGGUGUGCAGCUGAUCGUCCCGGAGUGGGUGCGUCUGGUGCAGAAAAUAGUGACGAAAAUGAAGGAGGAAGACUUCAAUAGUAACGAAGCGUUGGGAAAGGGGGAGUUUCCCUUCGAAACGGUGAUCGGCUACAUUGAAAACCUCCUAAUCUCAGUCGAGCCAGAGGAACUCCUGUUGCAGUUGAGGAGAAGGUACCUGAAGAUACUGUCAGGCUUCUAGAAUUCUUAUAAUAUGUGCUCCUAGCUAGGUUUUGUGAAUCUAACUGGUUGUUUGAUGGAAAAUCUAGGGAAUCCAGUAAGCUUGAGCUGUCCAUCGUUUGUCCGCUCUGGAACAGGUUUUUGUCUUCAAUCGAGUUUUACGCCUCGUCGUUGCAUGGUCGUAUUGAGCUCCUGCGAAAGCACUGUGAGGUUGUGCAACGGGUUCGCGAAGGCGGACAGACGCCGAUCCUGCACGUUCUGGCCUUUGUCGGUUUUUCAAUAGGCCAGUUGCAAGAAAAGAAGCAGAAGGAUGAUGAUCGGCACAUGCGACGAAGUCUUCUCGAGUUUUACAAUCAACGAAAAACAGAAGAAGCGGAUCCAGCGUUGCAGGAGCGAUUGCGCUUGAGAAAGGAAGGACUGGAAAAACCGAAACUCACUCUGCUCUAGUGCGUAGCCUUGAAUCCUAGUACAACUCUGCCCUGUUGGCUGUGUUUUUCUUGGAGGUACAAAGCUUCAUGCUACGCCUUGACUUCAUGAUCUUGACACUUUUUGGUCCUUCGCAAAAGAAAGAAAGAAAUGAAUCGCGAAAAGACGGUUGAUGUUGAAGCAUCCAAGCAUGAUCUGUUGCGGUUGGAAAUUGUUGUUGUAAAAAACUAAAACUGCAUGAUCAUCCGCUUCCCAUUCAAAUAAAAUUACUAAAAAGCAGCUUUGUGUCUUCUC
Amoebophrya sp. A25 is the source of this 2196-nucleotide messenger RNA. NCBI's taxonomy places the organism in Eukaryota, Dinophyceae, Syndiniales, Amoebophryaceae. The record is from the annotation of a GenBank genome assembly.